GGGCAGCGCUGGAGCAGGGAGAAAGUGGACACGGGGCCGUGCUUUGAGGAUGGAGCACCCGCAGAUGUCAUCUCAAGAACUUGCUACAAGAGGACCGACAGAAAGAAAAGUGAAAUCAGGCACAGAUGGAAGCCGAGGCCCCACUUCUCAGCUGCUGCUCUUCCCGUUUAAGGAGGGCUGCCUAUUUGCUGCGCUCAGCUCCAGCUGCCGCCCCGGGGAUCCUCCUAGGGGGCCGGGCAGCCCGGCAGCGCAGGAAGGAGAGCUGUGAGCCCGAUGGGGCACCGCGCCCUUGCGGGAAGUGACAGCAGUUCCAGUCCCCGCCCAGCCAUUUCACCAGCACGGCUCUCCUUUCGGCCCGCCCUUCGCCCUGUUGCAUCGUUUUGCGGACGCCAUGGCGGAGCCGCGGGUGCUGAAGGAGUUAGAGGAGGAGCUGAUCUGCUCCGUCUGCCUGGACGUUUACAGGAACCCUGUGUCCCUCAGCUGUGGCCACAGCUUCUGCGAGGCGUGCAUCCAGGGCGUGCUUAGCAAUCAGCGUUACCCGCAGGGGCUCCUCAGCUGCCCGCUGUGCAGCGCCCAGGAAGCCCUUCCUACGAAGCUGCAGCCCAACAUCCAGCUCCGCAGCGUAGUGCAGAAGUUUUUGGACACCAGUGAGCAAAAUGCCACUCUUGAAGAGGAAGUAAAACGUGAAAUGGAAUGUGAAGAGGAGGGAGAAAGUUCAGACUUGCGUGAUGAGGAGAUCCUGUGUGAUUUCUGCCUUGAGAAGCCUCAGCCAGCAGUGAAAACGUGCAUGAACUGCGAGACCUCCCUGUGCGAGGCCCACCUGGGCAAGCACAGCACAAAGGCCUUCCUGACAAGCCACGUCCUGAUGGAGCCCUGUGAUGCUCGUGUUUUGGCGGAAAGGAGAUGCUCCCAGCAUGGCAAGCUGCUGGAAUGCUACUGUGUGACGGACUCGAUCUGUGUCUGCAUGCUGUGCUGUGCCACCAGCUCCCACAGGAGCCAUGAAAUCAUCAGUGUGGAAGAGGCUUUUGGCCAAGCACAGGAUGCUUUUCCUAAAACUGUGCAAACACUGAAAAAACAUGAAGCUGCAGUGAAUAAAAGCUUGGAAAAUCUGCUGUCACAACAGGAGAAGAUAAAGGCAUUGGAAAGAUUGCACAGGAAUCAGCUGGAGAACUCUUUCAAUGCGAUUUGUGAGCAGCUGGAUAGAAGCAAAACAGAGGUCCUGGGAGCCAUCAGUGACAUUGAGAAGCAGCAGCUUUCUCAGAUUGAGCCGUGGAUAAAAGAACACAACAAGAUGAAGGAUGCUGCCAGCCGCAAUGUGCAGGAGUUGGAGGCUUUGAGGGAUCAGAAGGAUCCAGUACUCUUUCUUAAGAGUUGGUCAGCAAUACAAGCCAGGAAGAGGGAACGAGUCCGUAAUAAAGAUGGUGUAGAACUGGCAAAGCUGCUCAGUAUUACGGAUGAAUCAAUGAAAAAGACCAUUCAAGAGCGUUUCCAGCCUUAUGUCGACUUAAUCUUGGAUGCAAAGCCCUCAGUGAAAUCAUCACCUACUCAUGAACAUCUGACUUUCAAAUCAUGUCAAGCACAUGGACUACAAGUAGAUGACAAGGUGCUCAGAGUAGUCAGUCUACCUUGCGCAUUUCCUGUGCCAAUCGAAAUGCCGUUCUGGGUGUACAGCACCAGCAGCUUCUCGAAUGGCCAGCACUUCUGGGAGGUGAUCACCCGUGACUCAUUGUGCUGGAAAGUGGGUGUUGCUGAUGACAGUUUUCAAUGCUACCUGGAAAUGUCUCAGCAUCAGCUCAGCGUGUUUCUAGAUAAAAGAUGGAUUAAAGUCCAGUUACUUUAUAAUAAAGCCAUCAGAAUGGUCAGGGUAGAGCUAGACUGCGAAAGAAAGACAGUGUCAUUUUUUGAUGCGUCUGUCAAGGAUUAUUCAGGCUCUUCUAGGAGCUGUGUGCUCAUAGAUACAGUAAGCAUCCCUUCAAGCUCUCCUGUCCAUGCUGUCUUCAGCAUUUCUCAUGGCUCCCUUUCACUCCCAUAGUGACGUGGGGGCAAAGCUGCCUUGCCUUUCUGCUCCCUACAUUCUCUACAUUUUGGGGCUGCAGCUGCACAGACUGCCACCCUGGCACAGUAUAAACCAGGCUUCAGGCUGGGCCUGCUUGCAACCUGCUUCUGAGCUAUAAUAAGGUUCUGGUCUUUUGCAGCAAUGGGCUGCGUUGAGAGAAUGAGAAAAUGGGCCAUCAAAUACAUCUACAGUCAAAUGUACCUCCUCAGGUUUUUGGUAUUUUUGUUUCAGUAUUGUACUUUUGCUGAACUGUAUAGAUUGCUGUGUUGGAUGGAUAUUAUUAAAGUAAUUUUG
Molecule: messenger RNA, 2350 nt
Organism: Phasianus colchicus (ring-necked pheasant)
Lineage: Eukaryota; Metazoa; Chordata; Aves; Galliformes; Phasianidae
Product: E3 ubiquitin/ISG15 ligase TRIM25-like
Molecular function (GO): zinc ion binding
Source: RefSeq, a predicted model, not a curated record